UGCGUGCUGGGAGACGCCUCGCCCAGUUUGCGGGCGGGAAGCCACCCCGAGAACCCGGAUGCGGCGGUCGCUGCGGCUGCUUUUGUGUUCUCACUUUCCGCAGGUUCCUGCUCCGGGGUCGCACCUGAGGAACCGCCGCCUAGACUGGUUUCGGCGCCCAGAGAUUAGGCGCCAGCUUGAGCGGAGAGUGCACUGCAGUCUGAAACGGGCGCCUAAAAGAAGCCCGAGCAUCCUUUGGGCCUGCGCCUCUGGCUCGGAGACGGGAGGCUGGAGACCGAGCGCAGUCUUCUUCCCUCGCCGCCGGCGCCCCAUGCUCGCCCGGGCCACCUCUUAAACGUCCUUAAUACACCAAAAGGUCCUUCCUACCAGUUACCAGCUGCGUGUUCUUUACACGCAUGCUCAUAAUUAAACCUCCCAACAACCAUAUAAGCAAAAUUCUGCAGCAUCUCUGGAAUACUACCUGAGAAUUUUGGGGUGCCAUGUCGAAGAAACGCAAAUGGGAUGAUGACUAUGUUCGUUACUGGUUCACCUGUACAACGGAAAUCGAUGGAACUCAACGCCCACAAUGUGUAUUGUGUAACUCGGUAUUUUCAAAUGCUGACCUCAGACCAUCAAAACUGUCUGACCAUUUUAACAGACAGCAUGGUGGUGUAGGUGGGCAUGAUCUCAAUAGCCUGAAGCAUAUGCCAGCACCAUCUGAUCAGAGUGAAACUUUGAAAGCAUUUGGAGUUGCAUCUCAAGAGGAUGCCUUAUUACAGGCAUCUUAUCAGUUUGCAUAUUUAUGUGCCAAGGAGAAGAAUCCUCAUACAAUAGCUGAAAAAUUAGUGAAACCCUGUGCAUUGGAAAUAGCGCACAUAGUUUUGGGACCAGAUGCACAAAAGAAACUUCAGCAGGUACCUUUAUCGGAUGAUGUGAUCCAUUCUAGAAUUGAUGAAAUGAGCAAGGAUAUCUUACAGCAAGUUCUAGAAGAUAUCAGAUCCAGCCCUCUUCAAGUGGGUAUUCAGCUUGCUGAGACAACUGACAUGGAUGAUUGCAGUCAGCUAAUGGCAUUUGUGCGAUACAUAAAAGGAAGAGAGAUCAUAGAAGAGUUCCUAUUCUGUGAACCAUUGCAGUUAACAAUGAAAGGAAAAGAUGUGUUCAAUCUCUUCAGAGACUUCUUUUUGAAGCAAAAGAUAGCACUUGAUGUAUGUGGCUCUGUUUGUACUGAUGGAGCCUCUUCUAUGCUAGGAGAAAAUUCAGAAUUUGUUGCCUGUAUAAAAAAAGAAGUACCUCAUAUUGUGAUCACACAUUGUUUGUUGAACCCUCACGAACUUGUCACAAAGACAUUGCCUACAAAGCUGAGAGAUGCCCUGUUUACUGUUGUGAGAGUGAUAAAUUUCAUCAAAGGGCGAGCUCCAAAUCAUCGCCUGUUUCAGGCUUUUUUUGAAGAAAUCGGAAUAGAGUAUAAUGUUCUCCUUUUCCAUACUGAAAUGAGGUGGCUUUCCCGAGGCCAAAUACUUACUCAUAUUUUUGAAAUGUAUGAAGAAAUAAAUCAGUUUCUACACCACCAAAGCAGUAAUUUAGUUGAUGGCUUUGAAAAUAAAGAGUUUAAAAUUCACCUAGCAUACCUUGCAGAUUUAUUCAAACACCUAAAUGAACUGAGUGCAUCUAUGCAAAGGACUGGGAUGAAUACAGUAUCAGCAAGGGAGAAGUUAUCUGCAUUUGUUAGGAAGUUUCCAUUUUGGCUAAAGCGAAUUGAGAAAAGAAAUUUUACCAACUUUCCCUUUCUUGAAGAAAUAGUAGUUUCAGAUAAUGACGCAGAAAGCAUUGCAGCUGAAAUAACACUGCAUCUGCAACAGUUGAGCAACUUCUUCCAUGGGUAUUUUUCCGUUGGAGAUCUUGAUGAGGCAAGUAAAUGGAUACUGGAUCCAUUUCUUUUUAAUCUGGAUUUUGUUGAUGACGGUUAUUUAAUGAAAAAUGAUCUUGCUGAAUUACGAGCUAGUGGCCAAAUUUUAAUGGAAUUUGAGACAAUGAAACUUGAGGAUUUCUGGUGUGCUCAAUUCACAGUGUUUCCAAACCUGGCAAAGACAGCUCUAGAAAUUCUUAUACCAUUUGCAACGACAUACCUUUGUGAAUUGGGAUUUUCAUCACUUUUACAUUUUAAAACAAAGUCCAGAAGCUGCUUUAAUAUGAGUGAUGACAUCCGUGUGGCUAUUUCAAAAAAAAUUCCUCGUUUCUCAGACAUCAUUGAACAAAAGCUGCAGCUACAGCAGAAGUCACUGUAAGCUGACACACUUUUUUAUGUGUAAUUUUUAAUAUAUUCUCAAUUCCAUUGUAAAAUUAAGCUAUGAUCCUGUCUCUUUUAUAUUUAUGGUAUACCAAAUCCUAUGUUUAAAAAAUUUAGCAUCUUUAACUUUUAAUUUUUACAUGAGUCAUGUGAAAAUAUGUUUUAAGAAUAAGAGGACAAGCAGCAGAAAAGAUUUAGUACCACUGCCUAGUUGAUAUGUAGGAUUCUUCUAAGUAUCUGUUUCACCUGUUGAUGUGAUACAUAAAAAAGACACCCAAGCACUAGAACAUCCAGCUAAAUGGUCAGUAGGCUAGGAAUGGAGCCAAGAGAAAAGAGAAGACCUUCCAGAACAUGCCUCUUCAUGUUAAGAGUACUAGUCAAAAGACAAAAUGACAGGCUGAAUCUUCCCAUUUCUGUGAGGGUUGUUAAUGAAAUCAGAAGAGGAUUAUGAAAUGUUCUAGAGGGAGAAGGGAUGACUCUAGUUUAUGUGGGAUUUGUUUCUGAAUGUAUUCUUUGGAGUUAGUCUCACAAUGUCCAGUCUUCUGGCUACUGUGCUCUAAAUACCAUGACGUUAAUAAAUAUCUUAAUAUCCUA
Pteropus alecto (black flying fox) is the source of this 2860-nucleotide messenger RNA. It is a transcript of the gene ZBED8, whose product is annotated as zinc finger BED-type containing 8. NCBI's taxonomy places the organism in Eukaryota, Metazoa, Chordata, Mammalia, Chiroptera, Pteropodidae. The coding region runs from base 480 to 2264 and encodes 594 amino acids. The record is from RefSeq and is a predicted model, not a curated record. The transcript has 2 exons.